Molecule: messenger RNA, 2022 nt
Organism: Homarus americanus (American lobster)
Lineage: Eukaryota; Metazoa; Arthropoda; Malacostraca; Decapoda; Nephropidae
Product: GTP-binding protein 10 homolog
Exons: 8
Coding region: 831-1940 (369 amino acids)
Cellular component (GO): mitochondrion
Molecular function (GO): GTP binding; GTPase activity; magnesium ion binding
Source: RefSeq, a predicted model, not a curated record
AGAAGUUAGGUUUACAGUAUUUAUUUAUCUACUUUAAACUAAUUCAACUGUUUUAUUAGUGAAACGUAACUACCAUUAGCAACAAGCGGCUAACGAGCUGAUCAGUGGUGAAGAAGGAUAAUACCGUAACAACCAUUAGUGAGCUGAUCAGUGGUGAAGAAGGAUAAUACCGUAACAACCAUUAGUGAGCUGAUGAGUGGUGAAGAAGGAUAAUACCGUAACAACCAUUAGUGAGCUGAUGAGUGGUGAAGAAGGAUAAUACCGUAACAACCAUUAGUGAGCUGAUGAGUGGUGAAGAAGGAUAAUACCGUAACAACCAUUAGUGAGCUGAUGAGUGGUGAAGAAGGAUAAUACCGUAACAACCAUUAGUGAGCUGAUGAGUGGUGAAGAAGGAUAAUACCGUAACAACCAUUAGUGAGCUGAUGAGUGGUGAAGAAGGAUAAUACCGUAACAACCAUUAGUGAGCUGAUGAGUGGUGAAGAAGGAUAAUACCGUAACAACCAUUAGUGAGCUGAUGAGUGGUGAAGAAGGAUAAUACCGUAACAACCAUUAGUGAGCUGAUGAGUGGUGAAGAAGGAUAAUACCAUAACAACCAUUAGUGAGCUGAUGAGUGGUGAAGAAGGAUAAUACCGUAACAACCAUUAGUGAGCUUGAUCAGUGGUGAAGAAGGAUAAUACCGUAACAACCAUUAGUGAGCUGAUGAGUGGUGAAGAAGGAUAAUACCAUAACAACCCUUAGUGAGCUGAUCAGUGGUGAAGAAGGAUAAUACCGUAACAACCCUUGACUGUCUUGGUGAACAUGUGAACAGAUUAUGUGAGGAUAAAGAGAAUAUGAAACGUCUCCAUAGAAGAUUCAUAGAUACCCUUCGACUUCACGUGAAAAGUGGCCAUGGGGGCAUGGGACUUCCCCGAUUUGGGGGUAUUGGAGGCAAAGGUGGAGAUAUUUAUGUGGAAGCCAAAGAAGAUUUUACUUUAAAGAAGACAUUAAAUGCUGAACCACGAAAGCGGUGGAGUGCAGCUGAUGGAGGGAACAGUCACAAGUUUCGCAUCAUUGGGGAACCAGCGGAGAGCCUCAGUAUACCAGUUCCAGUUGGUACUACAGUCAGAUUAGAUGGAGUCAAAAUACUAGGUGAAGUUAACAGUGUUGGAGACAAGGUGCUUGUGACCAAAGGAGGUACAGGUGGCUCUCCCAUGAACCAAUACAAUGGACAGAAGGGGCAGGCACAUAACAUACAACUUGAGCUGAAAUUGUUAGCAGACGUUGGCCUUGUAGGUUUUCCAAAUGCUGGAAAAUCAACGCUUUUAGGAAGUAUCUCCAGAGCCAAGCCAAAGAUUGCCAGUUAUCCAUUCACAACAUUGCAACCAAACAUUGGAAUGGCAGAAUUUCAUGAUGGGCGUCAAAUCAGCAUUGCAGACCUUCCUGGGCUAAUAGAAGGUGCAUGGGCCAAUGUUGGCAUGGGACACAAAUUCCUCAGACAUGUUGAGAGAACAAAGUUACUUCUAUUUGUUGUUGACAUAAAUGGUUUCCAACUGGGACCCCAACACCCUCAUCGGACUCCAACAGAAAACAUUAUACUUCUGAAUAAGGAGUUGGAGAUAUACUCUUCAAAUCUUCUUGAGAAACCUGCCUUACUGGUGAUAAACAAAAUGGAUUGUCCAAAUGCCGAAAAUAAACUGGAAAAGCUGCUGAAGGAUCUAAAUCAACUUAGAGUUUGCACAAAUUUCCCUGAAGAGUUCCACCCUGAACAGUUAGUGACAUUUGAUGACAUUAUUCCAUGUUCAGCGCGAGAAAAUAGAGCAUCUAUAAAUCACUUAAAGGAACGUCUUCGUGAGGUUCUCGACUUUUAUGGAGACCAAGAGAAAGAUCAAGUAAAAGUGGUCACCAAAGCCAGACAACAAGUUCAAAAGCUACUCAGUGAAAGGAGUAAGCAUCUGGUUUGAUUGUUUUAAUAUAUCAAGUUAUUGUAGUUCUGUAUUGUAUGAUUACUGUAUUUAUGUAAUAAAUAUAAUCAAAGAUACUAAA